GAUUCUCCGCAAUGGGUAAACGAAGGUUUAAUGAAAAAGGUCGCCAAAAGGUGGAAACCGUUAUCGAUGAUUCAGAAACGAAAAAGAUCAAGCUAGAUUUCGCACCAGACAAUGAGUACGGCGGACAGGAUGAUGCGAAUGCGUUAGUACUACCGUCGAAGAAGCGCGCCACCAAAAUCAAGAAAGAUCGUACGGUAGUUACAAAAAUCCUAUCGAAAAAGCAACGCAAACGGUUGGAGAAGAUUGUCGAUCAGAAAAAGAAGAAAGAAAAUCGUUCGUCGUUGCUCGCCUCGCUGAUCGCUGUACAAGCAUCGCAGGAGGAACUGAGUGGAUUUCGCAAGCUGAGCGAGGUGCAGACGAAAGGUCUUAAGCAACAUUUUAAGGAACAGAAGUAUGGUGUUACUUUGGUGGAGAAACCUGUGAAGCAUGCGAAAACACCCGGAGUGGCGAAGAUAAAAAGUUUGGUCGGUAGUCGACGGAAGCGAUUGGCACUGUUGCGUCAAGCGGGACCAACAGUCGGGGAGGAAGGUGCGGAUGAAGAGCAUGAUCGAAAUGUGAUUGGUUUGAAUGAUCCGUCUUCAUCGUCGUCGAGCGAGGAUGAAUCGGAUGUACCUUCGGAAAAGGAAGAAGAGAUGCCCGAGGAGGAAAAAAGAGGUGAAAGCAAUGAAGUCGAGCGAAUGGAAAAACCUACAGAAGAGCCUUCAGAACCAUCAAAGAGUGAAGAAGCAAAAAAACCUUUACCAGAUGUUCCGACACCGCCUAAUCCAGAAGCCCCCGUAGUUGUGGAUCGAAAGCCAGCCGUUUAUAUUCACGUGGAUCGUGACCCGAAAAUUCAAACCGAUCGGUUAAAACUGCCAAUUCUCGGCGAGGAACAGGUAAUAAUGGAGACGAUAAGUGAGAACAAAAUAACGAUUCUGGCCGGUGAAACGGGAAGUGGCAAAACGACACAAAUACCUCAAUUCCUAUACGAAGCCGGUUACGGUGAGCGGGGCCUUAUUGGAAUAACGGAACCACGCCGUGUGGCCGCCGUAUCCAUGUCGAAACGUGUGGCAAUGGAAAUGAAUCUGUCCACCGAUGUAGUUUCCUACCUUAUCCGGUACGAAGGUAACGUGACGGACAGGACCAAAAUCAAGUUCAUGACGGACGGUGUACUGUUGAAAGAGAUCGAGGUAGAUUUUCUGCUCAGCAAGUACUCGUGCAUCAUACUGGACGAAGCUCACGAACGGAGCGUAUACACGGACAUCCUAAUGGGACUUCUAUCGCGCAUUGUUCGGUUGCGUGAAAAACGUGGCAAUAAUCCACUGCGGGUCAUCAUCAUGUCGGCCACGCUGCGGGUGCAAGAUUUUACCGAAAACAAAAAGCUGUUCCUAGACACACCACCCGUGAUCAGUAUCGAUUCGCGUCAGUUCCCGGUUACGGUACACUUUAACAGAACUACACCGACCGAUUAUUUGCGGGAAGCUUUCCUGAAGACGGUAAAAAUACACACGAAACUACCGGAUGGAGGCAUACUGGUGUUUCUUACCGGUCAGAAGGAAGUUAACACGAUGGUACGCAAGCUGCGCAAGAUGUUUCCGUGUCAUGCUGGGAAGGAAGGUGUCACCGAGAAGAAGAAGGAAGAAGGGAAGGAGGACGCCGAGGAAGAGAAAGAUGAAGACGAAGAGUUUGAUAGCAUCUAUCGUGGGAAGAAGGCACACAAAGGGACGAAACCAAAGUCGGAAAAGAAACGGAAGCGUGGUAGUGGCGUAACGGUUCCAGUUUUGCCGCAAAUUAAUCUGGACACUUACGAUCUUCCCCAUGUAGACGAUACGGAGGGUGAUCUAGCGGAGGAAAACGAUAGCGACAGUGAGUUGGAGGACGAGUCGGAAGAUGAGCUUGAUGUGGAUAAUCUUGACACGGGUGUGUCCGCACUAAGGAAGAGUCAACCACUGUGGGUCCUGCCACUCUACUCGAUGCUCUCCCCAGACAAGCAGCAACGAAUUUUUCAAACCCCACCGGAAGGUGCUCGUUUGUGCGUGAUAGCGACAAACGUGGCCGAAACGUCUCUUACAAUUCCGGACAUUAAGUACGUGGUCGACACGGGCCGGCAGAAAACCAAACUGUAUGACAAAACGACCGGCGUAACCGCAUUCGUCGUAACGUACACGAGCAAAGCAUCCGCCAAUCAGCGAGCUGGACGUGCCGGUCGUGUCGCACCCGGCCACUGCUAUCGCCUUUACUCCAGUGCCGUUUACAACUACGAGUUUGUAGAUUUUGCUCCACCGGAAGUGCAGCAAAAACCGGUCGAUGGGCUAGUGCUGCAGAUGAAGUGUAUGGGCAUCGACAAGGUGACAAACUUCCCAUUUCCAUCACCACCCGAUCCGAUACAGCUAAAGUCGGCGGAAUUACGUUUGCUGCAGCUAGGAGCAUUGGAAGAAAUAAUUGUCCGUGCUCCGGAAGGCAGCGGUAAGGUGCAAAAGAAUCAGACGUUAACACGCGUUACCGAAUUGGGUCGUACAAUGGCGGCAUUUCCGGUAGCACCAAGGUUUGGGAAAAUUCUGGCUCUAAGCCACCAGCACUCGCUACUUCCGUACGCGAUCUGUCUCGUUGCAGCAUUGUCCGUACAGGAAGUGCUGGAAGAAGUGUCGCUCUCGGAGGCGGACAAUAAUACGGAGGCUGGCAAACGAUGGCGACAGAAGAGGAAACUUUGGGCCGGUACGGGAGAAUCCCUGCUCCUAGGUGAUCCGAUGAUACUGCUAAAAGCGGUCGGAGCAGCAGAACAUGCCAACAGUAAAGGAUUGUUGGAAGAGUUUUGCACGGAAAAUGGUAUCCGUUUGAAAGCAAUCCGGGAGAUUCGAAAAUUGCGUAUCCAACUCACAAACGAGGUGAACGCCAAUCUGCUCGAUAUGAAUCUAACAGUCGAUCCGGACAUGCCACCACCGACGGCCACGCAAAUACGUCUGCUCCGGCAGCUUCUCCUGAUCGGUAUGGCUGAUCAGAUCGCACGCAAGCUUCCGGAGAGUGAAAUUAAGCUUAAAGCGGACGCACGAAGACUUAAACACGCGUACAAUCUACCGAUGAUCGAUGAGCCCGUCUUUCUACACUCCAGCUCCGUCCUACGGCGGGAAACACCCGAAUGGAUUUGCUAUCAGGAAGCGUACGAAGCGAUCGUACCGACGGGUGAAGCGGGCGAGGAGGACAAUAAAACGAAACUGUUUCUCCGUGGCAUUACCGCCAUCGAGCCGGACUGGUUGCCCAAGUUUGUGCCGAACGUGUGCAACAUGAUCGAUGUGCUGGAGGAACCGAUUCCCCCUUCCUACAACGCAGAAAACGAUACGAUCGAGUGUCACGUAAAGACGACGAUCGGCAAAACGAGCUGGGAGAUUGCGAACGCGCUGGUAGAGAUGCCCAAAAAUAUACUUCGAUGCAAAUAUCUUUUAAAAUUUAUUCUAGCAGGACUCAUCUUCAAGCAGCUGAAACAGUUCCGGAAAUCGUUGCUUUCCUCGCCGGAAUCGGUACUGAAGCAGUACUCUUCGGCCGUCCCACGAAUCGAUGCCGCAUUGAAACUGAUGCUGGCAAAUGAAAUAUUUAACGCGCAACGUUUCCAUCAGCUCUGGAAAUCGGAUCCAAAGUUUUUCCUUACGGAAUAUUGUGACUUUCUGCCAGUUUCGUGUCAUGAGGAUGUGGCCAGUCUAUGGCCCCCUUUGGAGAAUUAA
Molecule: messenger RNA, 3695 nt
Organism: Anopheles maculipalpis
Lineage: Eukaryota; Metazoa; Arthropoda; Insecta; Diptera; Culicidae
Gene: kz
Product: probable ATP-dependent RNA helicase kurz
Exons: 4
Coding region: 12-3695 (1227 amino acids)
Biological process (GO): maturation of SSU-rRNA from tricistronic rRNA transcript (SSU-rRNA, 5.8S rRNA, LSU-rRNA)
Cellular component (GO): intracellular anatomical structure; nucleolus
Molecular function (GO): RNA binding; ATP binding
Source: RefSeq, a predicted model, not a curated record